GUUAAUAUUAUAUUUUAUUAAUACCAUAGAACAAUACUACUGUCUACCAAUACCAGAGAGGUCUUCAUGGUGAUUGGUGGUAUAGUUUUAAUUACUUGUUGAGCAUUUGGUUUUUGUUAUUUAUUCAUUUGAUAUUUAACAGGUUUACAUUUAAAAUUGUAUUUAGUAGUUACUUUUUUUAUUGUUAAAAUUAGAUCAUUAAUUUUUGAAUAUAUACAACCGUCACCAAUACCUUAAUGAUAUUAUGAAUAUUAUUGUUGAUGAAGUAUUACAACAUUUGGAAUCAUCUCUGUCUGCUAAAUUUGACUAUAGCAGUGUGCAUAAAUCACUAGACUUUUUAUUUCAAAAAUCUUUGAAUGACUCCCAAACUGAAAAUUUAAAGGUUGCAUUAACAAGUGUUGAAGCUGUCUUAGAAAAAGUAUGGGAGUCUCUUCAUACUGGCUCCUGGGCUGAAGCUCCAGAUGGUAUGCGUAAACUUUAUUCACAUGCUAGUUUGCUCAAGGCCAAACUAUUAUUGAAAACUGGCAAUGAUGAAAGAAUGUUGAAAAAAACUAUUAAAGCAAUUGAUGUGGGGUUGCUAAUGGGCAAUGAAUUUAGAAAUGAACUAACUGUAGCUGCAUCAUUAUUAUGUAAAGCUCUGCAUCAGACGUUUUCUGAGGUUCCAGUUAAAUUGUGUGAUAAUAGAGAAUCGUUUAACAGUUGUGAAUUUCGUAAAAAUGGUAAUCAUGUUCUAACAUUGCAUCAACCAUCCUUAGAAACAUUUUUAAGAGAUUUUCUUAAAUCUAAAACACCUGUUAAAAUCACAGGUAAUAUGGAACACUGGCCUGCUUUAAAUAAAUGGAAAGAUUUAAAUUAUCUUGUAAAAUUAGCUGGAGCUAGAUUAGUCCCUGUUGAAAUAGGAUCAUCAUAUGCAGAUGCUGAUUGGAGUCAAAAAUUAAUAACUCUUGAAGAAUUUAUUAACACUCAUGUUGUUCAAGAAGGUGAAAAACCAACAUACCUUGCUCAACAUCAACUUUUUAAUCAAAUUCCAGAAUUAAAAGAUGAUAUUAGAGUUCCAGAUUAUUGUUAUUUAUCAGACAUAGAUGGUGUUGAACCCGAUAUAAAUGCAUGGUUAGGUCCUAAAGGAACUGUGUCUCCUACACAUUAUGAUCCAAAGAAUAACUUUUUGGCUCAAGUAGUAGGAUCAAAAUAUAUUAUUUUGUAUGACCCAAAAUGGUCUGAGUAUUUGUAUCCAUACGAUGAUAAAUUUCUUAAGAAUACUGCACAGGUAGAUCCAGUUAAGCCUGAUUUGAGUCAAUUUCCCAAUUUUUCUCAAGUAAAAGCAACACAUUGUACUUUAAAUGAAGGUGAGAUGUUAUUCAUACCAUCUGGUUGGUGGCACAGAGUUGAAUCUCUUUCAGUGAGUUUUUCUGUCAGUUUUUGGUGGAUGUAAGUCAAAAUGAAUAGUUGUUAAUUUUUAUCCAUUUGAAUUUAUGUUAUUGUUAAAUUGUGUUCUGAACUGAAAUUAAAACAAAUGUGAUGCACUUAAA
Myzus persicae (green peach aphid) is the source of this 1529-nucleotide messenger RNA. RefSeq names its product lysine-specific demethylase 8 (gene JMJD5). The transcript is spliced from 8 exons. Gene Ontology annotation, molecular function: histone H3K36 demethylase activity. The record is from RefSeq and is a predicted model, not a curated record. The coding region runs from base 245 to 1432 and encodes 395 amino acids. Gene Ontology annotation, cellular component: nucleus. Lineage: Eukaryota; Metazoa; Arthropoda; Insecta; Hemiptera; Aphididae.